CGUUUCCUCCGCAGCACAGAAAUAGAUCAAACUAUUCCAGCAAGAAUGGGAGUGGCGGCUUUCAUGGCUCUGCUGCUGUCUAUGUGCCUCUCCGUGAGAGGCAGCGAGCUUCACCCCUUGGUUGUGAUACCUGGAAGCGGAGGCAACCAGCUGGAGGCCCGGCUAACUGAAGCCUACAAGCCCUCCAACCUUGUUUGCUGCCUCUCGGCAGUCGAAAGGAGGAUAGAGGGAUGGUUCAGGCUAUGGUUCGACCCAACUGUAUUGGUGGCCCCUCUCACCCGGUGCUUCGCCGAGAGGAUGACACUCUACUACCAUGGCGACAUCGACGACUACCGGAACGCCCCCGGCGUCGAGACCCGAGUCCCAUACUUCGGUUCUACUCAGGGGCUUCUCUACCUUGACCCUAAUCUUAAGUUUAUCACCAACUACAUGGCCACUCUGGUAGACUCACUGGAAGAAAUCGGCUAUGAAGAUGGUCACAACCUCUUCGGCGCCCCCUAUGACUUCCGCUAUGGCCUCUCUGCCGAAGGCCACCCCAGCCAAGUGGGUACUCAAUACCUCCAGGACCUCAGGCAACUCAUCGAAGCAGCUAGUGCCGCCAACGGCGGCAAGCCUGUCAUCCUCCUCUCCCACAGCCUCGGUGGCCUCUUUGCCCUCCAACUCCUCGUUCGCAACCCCUUAACAUGGCGUCGGAAAUACAUCAAACACCUGGUCACACUCUCCGCACCAUGGGCUGGCACGGUUCAAGAGAUGCUCACCUUCGCAUCGGGAUACACCCUCGGCAUCCCCAUCGUUGACCCAUUGUUGGUUCGAGACGAGCAGAGGAGCUCGGAGAGCAAUCUAUGGCUUCUACCUUCGCCCACAGUGUUCGGUAAGAAGCCACUUGUCAUGGCCCAAAACAAAACUUAUUCAGCAUACGAUAUACCACAGUUUCUCAAGGAUAUCGGAUAUAAUGAAGGGGUUAUUCCGUAUAACACGAGGAUAUUACCGAUGACCGAGAGAUUGAUGGAGGCCGGUGUGCCGGUGACUUGUAUGGUUGGAACCGGGAUCGAGACGCCAGAAGUGUUGUUCUAUGGAACGGAGGGGUUUGACGUGCAACCCGAGAUGGUAUAUGGGGAUGGAGAUGGGACUGUGAAUAUGGUAAGCUUGUUGGCACUUGAGUCAGAGUGGGCGGACUCGGCGAGACAGGUCCUGAAGGUGAUUAAAUUGCCAGGGGUGUCGCACGCAUCCAUUUUAAAAGAUGGUGCAGCUUUGAAGGAGAUUAUUGGAGAGAUUCGUGGUAUUAACUCCGUUAGUCUGAGCUCUGUGCUCUAGAGAUCUGCUGUUUUUGUUGUCUGAAGCGGUCAAACCAGACAAGUAUCCGGGUCAUGCACCGGGCCAAAUUGGGCCUUGUAAGGUUCGCGUCCUGGGCUUGGAUUUAGAUCUUGGAGAACAGAGCCUUCCUACAGCUAGCAAGGCCAUGUUGGUGAUGCACUAUCUUGGUUGCAAAUGCCUGGUGUACUGUUUCAAAUUUCUGUACUUAAGAAAAAGAAAGAAAGUUCAGAUUUACUAA
Elaeis guineensis (African oil palm) is the source of this 1552-nucleotide messenger RNA. Its product is annotated as lecithin-cholesterol acyltransferase-like 1. The record is from RefSeq and is a predicted model, not a curated record. Gene Ontology annotation, biological process: lipid metabolic process. Lineage: Eukaryota; Viridiplantae; Streptophyta; Magnoliopsida; Arecales; Arecaceae.